Messenger RNA from Pochonia chlamydosporia 170, 726 nucleotides. RefSeq names its product deoxyribonuclease nucA/NucB domain-containing protein. Lineage: Eukaryota; Fungi; Ascomycota; Sordariomycetes; Hypocreales; Clavicipitaceae. The record is from RefSeq and is a predicted model, not a curated record. The transcript is spliced from 2 exons. The coding region runs from base 1 to 726 and encodes 241 amino acids.
AUGCACGUCACUGUUGCUACCGCUGUUAUUCUUCUCGCUGGCUCAGCUGCGGCCAAGGGUGUCGUUUACGACUGCGAGAAGACUCCAGAAAUCUGCCUCAACACCUGCUGGGCAAUCAAAUGCCAGGGCAACACUGCGACUCUCCAUGGCGGAGGUCAGAGCAAAGCCACUGCUAAGAAGUAUGGCGAUGACAACCGCAAGAAAUGGAGCUACGACAAGGAUCCUUGCAAGAAGAAGGGCUGGGCUUGGAAGGGAGGCAACUCCCCUGACGAGUAUCCCUAUGCUUCUUCCAAGGAAGGCGGUCAGAGUGACUUUGCUAAGAAAGUUGCACUUCGAUGUGUUCCUGGCAAGGAACAGCAACGACAAGGACGCAAGGUUAGAGGCAUUGCGACCAGCAAGAAGGGAGAACAAUGGAACACCAAGUGGGACAAGAUUAGCAAGCUUUCCCAAGACUGGUGCGGCCCUAAGCCGAAGUGCAAGAAUGAUGGUCACCAGUUUGUUUCUGGCGGUCCUAAUGGUCCUUGGAAACUGGCUUCUAACCCUAAGGUGGCUCGUGACGUGUUCAAUUACUCUGAGGAUGGCGACAGCGCUUGGGUUGAGAGCCGUGACCUCCCUGAAGAUGUUGAUAUUCCAGAGGACUUUGAAGAAGAUGACGGUGAUGACGGCGAAGUGGAAACUCGAGAAGUCGAGGAAGAGAAUGAUGUUGAGCUCGAAGCUGAUGAAUAA